AUGGACUUCUUCUUUUUAGAGAAAAGCUUGGAAAUUGAUGGUUUUGCCCGACACAGCCCUGAACGUAUUAAAGGAGACUAUGUAGCUCUGGCAACUGGGAUUUCUUACAUCCUUUCCCGAUGCCUGGAAAUGGCCUGCCUGCCUGCCGGAAUGCCCAAAGCCCAGCCAGUCUCCCUUCUCAGUCUGGAGAGCGUGAUGCCUGCCUGGGCUCUGAGGGCAAAGAACUUGAAUUACAGCGCACCAGACAACCUCUCCAGCUAUGAUGACUACCUGUGCUCUGAGACACAAGAUGGCACCAGACACCCACUGAAGACGCUCUUGAUGCCCUUGGUCUACCUGCUGAUAUUUGUGCUGGGGGGGCUGGGCAACUCCUUGGUGCUGGUGAUUCUGUGGCGCUAUCGGCACGCUCGCACCUCCACCGAGCAGUUCCUCUUCCACCUGGCCUUGGCCAACCUGCUGCUGGUGCUCACCUUCCCCUUUGGGGUGGUGCAGUGCCUGGCGGGCUGGGUUUUGGGGACGUUCCUCUGCAAAGUGCUCAGUGCCAUCAACAGGAUCAGCUUCUACAGCAGCAGCCUGCUGCUGGGCUGUGUCAGCGUCGACCGCUACCUGGCCGUGGUGCACGCGGUGAGGACCUUCCAGAAGCGGCGGGGCCUGGCCAUCCUCCUGACGUGCCUGGGGGUGUGGCUUCUCUCCCUCCUGCUGACGCUGCCAGACUUGCUCUUCACAGAGGUCUGGCUGGAGAGCAGCAACCUCAGCAUCUGCCACUUCCAGAACGGGCUCCACGGCAACAACGCCUGGCUGGCCACCCGCUUCCUCUACCACAUCGUGGGCUUCUUUUUGCCCUCGGUGGUCAUGUGCUACUGUUACGCUGCUAUCGUGCGGGCCCUGUGCCGCUCCCAGCGCCUGCAGAGGCAGAAAGCAGUCAAAGUGGCCAUUCUGGCCACAGGCGUCUUCCUACUCUGCUGGAGCCCGUACCACGUGGUCAUUUUCCUGGACACCCUCACCAAACUGGACCCCAGUGGCUGUGGCAUGCCAUGGCUGGGCACAGCCACAAUCGUGAGCGAGAUGGUUGGCUACAGCCACUGCUGCCUCAACCCCAUCCUCUAUGCUUUUGUGGGCGUCAGGUUUCGCCAUGACGCUUGCCGCCUUCUGCGCGAUCUGGGCUGCCUGAGACCAGCCGCCCUGCAGGAGAUCCUGAGCGCCUGGGGGACGGAGAGCACCACCGAGACAGAGACCCACCUCUCCAUGGCUCGGCAGCCCUCAUCGCCGGGCACGCUGACUCUCCAGGCCACGCUGGUGGAGCCGUCUGCCUUCUCCCCCACCUGGAUUAGCCACGCGGCCCAGUGA
Molecule: messenger RNA, 1347 nt
Organism: Euleptes europaea (tarantolino)
Lineage: Eukaryota; Metazoa; Chordata; Lepidosauria; Squamata; Sphaerodactylidae
Gene: CXCR5
Product: C-X-C motif chemokine receptor 5
Exons: 3
Coding region: 1-1347 (448 amino acids)
Biological process (GO): B cell activation; immune response; G protein-coupled receptor signaling pathway
Cellular component (GO): membrane
Molecular function (GO): C-X-C chemokine receptor activity
Source: RefSeq, a predicted model, not a curated record